Messenger RNA from Microcebus murinus (gray mouse lemur), 4813 nucleotides. The record is from RefSeq and is a predicted model, not a curated record. NCBI's taxonomy places the organism in Eukaryota, Metazoa, Chordata, Mammalia, Primates, Cheirogaleidae.
UUCUGCUUCUCUGUUUCCUAACGACGUCAGCAUAAAUAGGAAGCGCGUGAGGCUCACUGCCGUCUGGAGACUCCAGGGGAAGGCUGGUCUGUCCUGCCACACAGAGGCCUGGAGGAGGCAGAGCCCAGAGGGAGGGCCUGUGACAUGGGUCUCUCCUGGCCGCCAGCUGGGCAGGAGCACAGCACUCUGGAACACUGAGGACCCACCGGUGCUGGCCCCUGCUUGUCCAGAGCGGACCAGGGGGAUGGUACUGUCCCGGGGGCUGCUCCCCACAGCCCUGCUGGCUCUGUGCUGGGUGCCCGGCCUGGCGGGCGCAGAAACCAUCCCGCUGCAGACCCUGCGCUGCUAUAACGACUACACCAGCCACAUCACCUGCAGGUGGGCCGACACCCAGGACGCACAGCGGCUCAUCAACGUGACCCUCCAUCGGCGGGUGGACAAUGACCCCCUGGAGCCAGUGUCCUGCGAGCUCAGUGAGGACAUGCCCUGGGCAGACUGCCCGGCUCCCCACUGUGUGCCCCGGAGAUGUGUCAUUCCCAACAAGACCUUCAUCCUCGCCGACAAGGACUACUUCUCAUUCCAACCAGACCGGCCCCUGGGCGUCCAGCUCACCGUCUUUCUGGCCCAGCAUGUGCAGCCCCCCGCGCCCCAGCACGUCCGGAUCCGCGCUGCCCGGGACCACUUCCUGCUGACCUGGGGCGUGGCCCUUGGGGGCCGUCAGCCCCACUGGCUGUCACAGCGGGACCUGGAGUUUGAGGUGGUCUACAGGCGGCUGCAGGACCCCUGGGAGGACGCCCCCACCCUCCGCUGCAACUCGUCCCGGGCCGUGCUGGGGCCCGAGCACCUCCUGCCCAGCAGCACCUACGCGGCCCGGGUGCGCACCCGCCUGGCCCCGGGCUCCCGCUUCUCAGGACGGCCCAGCGAGUGGAGCCCUGAGGUGCGCUGGGACUCACAGCCAGGCGACCAGGCCAAGCCCCAGAACCUGCAGUGCUUCUUCAACGGGGCUGCCGCGCUCAGCUGCUCGUGGGAGGUGAGGACGGAGGUGGCCAGCUCGGUCUCCUUCGGCCUCUUCUACAAGUCCAGCCCGGAUGCGGGGGAGGAGGAGUGCUCCCCGGUGCUGAAGGACGAGCUCAGCAGCCUGUACACCCGGCACCGAUGCCAGAUCCCCGUGCCCGACCCCGGGACCCGCGGCCGGUACACCAUCUCUGUUCGGCCAAGGAGGGAAGAGAAACUCAUUAAGAACUCAGAGCACAUCCAGAUGGCCCGCCCUAGCCUCAACGUGACCAAGAACGGGGACAGCUACAGCCUCCGCUGGGAGACAAGGAAGAUGCAAUACGAUCACAUAGAUUACACCUUCGAGGUGCAGUACAGGAGAGACUCGGCCACGUGGGAGGACAGCAAGACCGAGGCCCUCCAGAACGCCCACAGCAUGGCCCUGCCGGCCCUGGAGCCCUCCACCGCGUACCGGGCCAGGGUGAGGGUGAGGCCCUCCAGGCCGGGCUACAGCGGCAUCUGGAGCAAGUGGAGUGAGGAGUGCUCCUGGGAAACCGACUGGGUGCUGCCCACGUGGGUCCUGGCCCUCAUCCUGGUCUGCGUCACCCUCACCUUGCUCCUGGCCCUCCGCUUCUGUGGCAUCUAUGGGUACAGGUUGAACAGGAAGUGGAAAGAGACCAUCCCCAACCCCAGCAAGAGCUUCCUGUUCCAGAACGGGAGCGGGGGCAUGUGGCUCCCAGACGGCGCGUUGGCCUCCACUGGCAGGAGCCCCCCACGCCAGGGGCCCCGGGGCAGCCACUUCCCUGGGCUGGAGAGGGUCAUCCCUGUGGGCUUCCAGGACGUCGAGGUGUCACCUCUCACCACAGAGGACCCUAAAAGUGUCUGCGACCCGCCAUCAGGGCCUGAUGUGACUCCGGCCGCCUCUGGCCAGCCCACAGAGCAGCCCCGCAGCCCCCCGCCGGCCCCGCCAGAGCCCUCGGGCAGGCCUGAGGAUGAGCUUUCCAGCUUUGACUUCAACGGCCCCUACCUGGGCCCGCCCCGCAGCCACUCUCUGCCUGAACUCGGGGACCAACUGGUGUCCCCGCAGCCAGGGGAGGGCCAGAAGCCGCCCCCAGGGUCCCUGGAGUACCUGUGUCUGCCUGCUGGGGGGCAGGUGCAGCUGGUCCCACUGGCCCAGGUGGAGGGGCACGGCCAGGAUGUGGAGCGGAGGCCCAGCCCCGGGGCUGAGGGGAGCCCCUCCUUGGAGUCUGGGGGAGGCCCUGCCCCUCCUGCACCUGAGUCAAGGGGGGAUGGACAGGGCCCAGUGGACAGUCAAGUGGCUCUGUCCACAGGCUCUGGGGACCCCAAGGAUGCUGCCAUGGCCUCUGGUUAUAUCCCCGCUGCAGACCUGUUAUUCACCCCAAGCUCAGGGGCCCUGUCUGUCUCCCUGGCUCCUGCUCCAGGCCAAUGCUCAGACCAGAGCCCCAGCCUCUGCCCUGGGCCGGCCGGGGGGCCUGUGCCAGCCCCCAUGAAGCCAGGCUUCGAGGGCUACGUGCAGCUCCCUCCACCCACAGGCCAGUCCCCCAAGUGCCCCCUGGGCAGUCCUGCCCCUCCUCCGGCCAGCAGCCCCGUGCUGAGCCCCAUGUUGAGCCCCGCGUUGGCGUCCCCACAGCCCGAGGGGCUCCUUGUCCUGCAGCAGGUGGGUGACUACUGCUUCCUCCCUGGCCUGGGCCAGGGCCCUCUCUCACCCCGGAGCAAGCCGUCCUCCCCAGGGUCCUGCCCUGAGGUCAUGGAUCUAGACCAGACUUUUCAAGUCAAGAAGCCCCCGGGCCAGGCGGGGACCCAGGUGCCGGCCAUCCAGCUCUUCAAAGCCCUGAAGCAGCAGGACUACCUGUCCCUGCCCCCUUGGGAUGUCAGCAUGCCUGGCCAGGUGUGCUGAGCCCCUCCAGACCUGGCGAGGCAAGUCCUGCCCCCCUCCCGCCAGCCUCCCGCCCCUUCCAUGGUCACCUCUGCAGAGCCCCAGGGAGGCCUCCUGUCCAGGAAGGGAGUCAGCCCCGCUGCUGUCCCCAAAUCACUCCGCUCCCCCCUAAUAGACACACACACACACACACACACGUGCACGCGCGCACACACACACACACACGUGCGCGCACACACAUAGUUCAGGUGAAUUUAUGUUUAGGCUGUGAAUGAUUAGGCUUUCCAUCAUACUCCUUCCAUCUCCCCCUCAUUUCUUUUUUAUCAGGUUUCCUUGCUUUUGCUAUUUUCUUCCUUCCUUCACUGAUUGAUCGUCAGAGUGUGGUUGGGGUCCGAGCUGAGCCUACUCGGAGAUCGAGACGCGUCUGGUUGUGUGCGAGGGCUUGUGUGGGCUGCCUGUCCCCGGCAGGAACUGACACCUGACAUGGUUCUUGCCCGGGUGCCGAACCAGGAGGCACCAAGUGGGCACGAUAGGGGCAGGACUUGGAAGGGCAGCACAGACCGGGCAGUCCAGGGUGUGUGGGGGGGAGCAGCGCAGCCCAGCCGUGUCGUCAGGAAACGGGCGUGGUAGGAGGGGUGCAGGGGUGAACGUGAGAGGCUGUGUGGGAGCUCCCGGGGAGCCCUGUCGCAGAGACAAGUGAGAGCUCACGUCAUGUGGAGAAGUCACUGAUUGGACAAUGGUGGUUAAGGGCAGAAGUGACGGCCAGUCUAGGACCUGGGGAAUAUCGGGAAGUGGGGGAAGAGGAAUCCAGAACCCACAUCUGCUGCAGAAGAGUUGGAAGAAGUUACUGAACAAAGGAUGAUGCCUGAGGGCUUUCAGUCGGCGUGGCCUGCUUCCCUCCCUUCCAGAAAGCCUGUACAGCUUCCACGCUGAGUGGCCGCCAUGAGGGACUGUCGGUCUAAGUCUGGGCCUGCAGUGGGGAUGAUGGUUCCUUUAAAUCUUUGCCUUUCUGGCACACAAAAAACAGUGGCAUUAAAUUGCUUUGAUUUGCAUUAUGUGAUAAUUGUCAAGUUUGCACAUAUUUUUGUACGUAUUAAUGUCUUGGGCAUUGGUAUUUCUUAACUAGGCUGAGCCUAUUAAGGUCUUUGUUCUGUUGGGUGCUAUCUUUUGCUGAUUAUGUUUUUAAAACUAUUUACGUAUGCCUUUUCGUAGAUGGUGCAAAGUUUUCCCCCUGAGUUUGUGAUUUGUCUUAUAAUUUCGUAUGUGAGGCUUCUGAGGGUGCUCAGCGUUGAAGCUUCUGUGUUGUCCAAGAGAUCUAUGGUGAAAUCCUUCUGCACUUUUGGGGUCAGACUUACAAAGGCCUUCCCUACUGCAAAGUUGCGUUUGUCAUCAUUUAUAUUUUUUUUUCUAGUUCUUUUUGUUCCAAGCUUUUUAUGUAAAAUUUUCUUUUGGAAGGUGUGGAUGAGAGACAGAAGCGUGUUCGCAGCAUCUGCCGAGUCGUCCAUUCUUUGUCCACGUAUCUGAGAUGCCGCUUGUAUGACGUAGCAAGUCCUCGCACAUGUACUCCGUCAGUUUCUAGGUUUCCCGUUUUCAUUACCUUGUUUUCUUGAUGGCACCCUCCGUUUUGGUUGUUCUAGUUUUACCAUGUUUUAAUAAGUGGCAGAGCAAGUGUUCUUGUUACUUUUGUUCCUAUAUCCCUGUUCAUUACAGCAAUGCUUGUGGUUGAAGAAAUGUAUACACAACUUAAAUGUCCAUCCAUACUGAAAUUCCCAUAACAUUUUAGUACAUUCUAAAGUAGAACCCUCUGUUAAAAAUGAAUGACAUGGGCCCACGUGUAUUAGAAAGAAGUCCAGGGUAUUAAUUCCAAAAUAUCCGGACAUCGCGAAGGAGCAAAGACUGCAAUAAAAUCUUUGUGAUAUAAGA